AUGGCGACUCCGUACCAUCUCCUCCUCCUCCUCCUCCUCCUCCUUCUUGUCCCGCUGGCGUCCUCCUCCGCCGACCGCGAGGUCCUGCUCGCGCUCAAGGAAGCCGUCACCAACGACCCAGCCGCCGUCCUCUCCGCCUGGUCCUCCGACUCCGACUCCGACCACUGCCAUUGGCGCGGUGUCACCUGCCACCCCUCCUCCUCCGCCGUCGCCGCAAUCGACCUCCCCGCCGCCUCCCUCUCGGGCGCCCUCCCCGCGCUCCUCCCCCCGCACCUCCUCCGCCUCGACCUCUCCCUCAACAACUUCUCCGGCCCUGUCCCCGCCGCCUUCCUCGCGUCCCCGACCCUCCGCGCCCUAAACCUCUCCUCCAACCGUCUCUCGGGACCUCUAACCUUCCCGCCUUCCAACUCCUCGCCGCCCUGCCCCGCCCUGGUCCACCUCCGCCUCGCCGCCAACUUCCUCGUCGGCGAAAUCCCCGCCGCGGUGGCCCAAUGCCGCGCCCUGCGUGUCCUCGACCUCUCCCGCAACGUCCUCGAGGGAGCCGUCCCGCGCGCGCUCGGCCGCCUCGCCGCCCUCCGCGUCCUCGACGUCUCCCGCAACAGCCUCACCGACAGGAUCCCCCACGAGCUCGCCGGCUGCGGGAACCUCGCCGUGCUCGUGCUCACCGACCCCGCCGCGUCCGCGUCGCCGGGGGAUCAACCAGAGUUCAACGCCUUCGUUGGCCUGCUGCCUCCGGAGGUGGCCACCAUCCCGAGACUGCAGGUUCUCUGGGCACCCAGAGCCAACCUCGACGGCCGUCUGCCGAGGUACAGGAACAGUUCCUGCAGCCUCCGAGCGGUCAACCUUGGGCAGAACUACAUUGCCGGUCCGGUGCCGCCAUGGCUUGGUGAGUGUGGCGACUUGACAUUUCUUGAUCUCAGCUCCAACAGCCUCGAGGGCUCCAUGCCUGCUCAACUGAAUAUUGGAUGUAUGGAAUACCUCAAUGUCAGCCGGAAUUUGCUGUCAGGCCCCUUACUGUCAUCCAUGGACGGCAUGUGCUCGAGCCGUUUGAUCGAUGACGAUGUUCUAGUCUAUCACUAUUAUCAGGGAUUGGUUGGGAAUGCCUUGAUUGGUAACCCUUUUGGCUCGAUGCUGGGGGACAUCACCCACGCCGCUGUCCAUGAUUUCAGCAGCAAUGGAUUCGCCGGGGCGUUGCCUUCUAUUGACUUGCAUCUUGGUGAGAAUUACUCUUACGGCUUGUUGCUCAACAGUAAUACAUUCAACGGCACACUUUCUGGUGGGUUCUUCGGAUUCUGCAAAGGUGCAAGUGGGAUUGCUGUCAAUUUGAGUAGUAAUCAGCUGUCGGGCAGUCUUGAUAUGGUGUCAAGUUGUACGGCUCUUCAAGCUUUCGAGGCUGGUGAGAACAAGUUCAGUGGCUCAAUCUCUCAUAGCAUUGCUGACCUGCAUUUGCUGCGUAGCUUGAUCUUGAGUGGAAACAAUUUGACAGGCGAGAUCGCGGGGCGGUUUGCUAAUUUGGCUGCUCUGGAAGUACUCAUGCUUGACCACAACAGGCUCUCAGGAACCAUCCCUCCAAGUUUCAGUGAACUGGCUCAACUAUCAGUUUUUGAUGUCUCUUUCAACAACCUAUCGGGUGACAUUCCUUACCUAAGGCACUCUGCUGACUGCACUUUCUUUGUUGGCAAUCCCCUACUGUCCUCGUGUUUGGGUCCAAAUCCAAAUGCAUCAGUACCACUAUCACCGUCAAAUAAUCGCCAGAAGUGGACUCAAAGAUUGGGUGGUCACAUGACCAGAUCCAAGAUUCUGAUGGUGAUUGUAGCUGCUGCUGCAACUGCCAUAGUGUCUUUUAUUCUCGCAAUCGUUCUCUUUUUUGUGUAUGAGAGAAGGAAACGAGCGAAGAUUGUGAGUUUUAGGAGAAAAGCUGUUGUGACAUUCGCCGAUGCUCCUCCUGAGCUUAAUUUCGACAACCUUAUCCGCGCAACUAGUAACUUCAGCAUCCAGAACUUGAUUGGAACAGGUGGUUUUGGUGCCACUUAUAAGGCUGAGCUCGCUCCUGGUUAUCUUGUAGCAGUGAAGAGGCUAGCCAUGGGGCGUUUCCAAGGCCUCCAGCAGUUUGAUGCGGAAAUCGCAACUCUCGGAAGAAUUCGACACAGGAAUCUCGUCACACUUAUUGGAUACCACAUAGGAGCAUCAGACACUUUUCUGAUCUACAACUAUCUCUCAGGCGGAAACCUUGAGAGCUUUAUACAUGAGAUGGGGAGCAAAAGGGUAUCCUGGGCUGAGGUCUAUACCAUAGCGACGGAUGUUGCGCAAGCGCUGGCUUUCCUUCACUGUGCCUGCACACCUCGGAUCAUCCAUCGAGACAUCAAACCGAGCAAUAUCCUGCUUGAUGAAGACCUGAACGCAUACCUGUCUGAUUUCGGUCUGGCGAGGCUGAUAGAGGUUACGCAGACGCAUGCCACGACUGAUGUCGCUGGGACCUUUGGCUAUGUCGCGCCUGAAUACGCGACUACCUGCAGGGUCUCUGACAAGUCUGACGUAUACAGUUUUGGAGUCGUCCUUCUGGAGUUGAUGUCAGGCAAGAGGUCUUUGGAUCCGUCGUUCUCGCAGUUCGGUGAUGGAUUUACAAUUGUAACAUGGGGGAGAAUGCUGAUGCGGGAGGACCGCACCAGUGAAUUCUUCUCCCCGGGACUGUGGGAUACAGCACCGAAGUACAGGUUGACAGAGAUGCUAAAGAUUGCUGCAUCUUGCACCUCAGAGUCGCUAGCCAUUCGGCCAUCAAUGAGGCAGGUUGCAGCAAGGUUGAAGCAACUGAGGAAUGAGCAAUGACGAGUC
Messenger RNA from Lolium rigidum, 2832 nucleotides. Its product is annotated as LRR receptor-like serine/threonine-protein kinase RPK2. The coding region runs from base 1 to 2826 and encodes 941 amino acids. The record is from RefSeq and is a predicted model, not a curated record. The transcript has a single exon. Gene Ontology annotation, molecular function: ATP binding; protein binding; protein kinase activity. Lineage: Eukaryota; Viridiplantae; Streptophyta; Magnoliopsida; Poales; Poaceae. Gene Ontology annotation, biological process: protein phosphorylation.